GCGACUUCAGGCAGCAUGAGCGGCGGCGGACUCUUCCUGCGCGCGGCAGCGACGACGGCGACGGCGACGGCGCGUGCCUGCCGGGCUCUGGCGGCCUUCACGGCGAGCCGACGCUCGCUGCGCACCAGCCCACCGAGCCAAGGUUUCGCCAAGGAGCUCUUCCUAGGCACAAUCGAGAAGAAAGAAGUUUUCCCAUUUCCAGAAGUUGAUCAAGAGGAGCUUAAUGAAAUUAAUCAGUUUCUUGGACCAGUAGAAAAAUUCUUCACUGAAGAGGUGGACUCUCAAAAAAUUGACCGGGAAGGAAAAAUCCCCGAAGAAACUUUAGAGAAAUUGAAGAGCCUGGGGCUUUUUGGAAUGCAGGUCCCAGAAGAAUAUGGUGGCUUGGGCCUCUCCAGCACCAUGUAUGCACGGUUAGGGGAAAUCAUUGCCCUGGACGCAUCUAUUACUGUGACUCUGGCGGCACACCAGUCUAUAGGCCUCAAGGGGAUCAUCAUAACAGGCAAUGAGGAACAGAAGAGGAAAUACUUGCCAAAAUUGGCAUCGGGAGAGCACAUUGCAGCCUUCUGCCUUACAGAGCCAACCAGUGGGAGUGAUGCAGCAUCUAUCCAGACCAGAGCCACAUUAAGCGAAGAUAAGAAGCACUACAUCCUCACUGGCUCCAAGAUGUGGAUCACCAAUGGAGGACUGGCCGAUAUUUUUACCGUGUUUGCAAAGACACAGAUUGUCGAUUCCAACAAUUUGGUAAAAGACAAAAUCACAGCAUUCAUAGUAGAAAGAAACUUUGGUGGAGUCACUAACGGGAAACCUGAAGAUAAGCUAGGCAUUCGCGGCUCCAACACUUGUGAAGUCCAUUUUGAAAACACCAAGGUGCCCGUCGAAAAUGUCCUUGGAGAAGUAGGAGGUGGGUUUAAGGUGGCCAUGAACAUCCUCAACAGCGGGCGGUUCAGCAUGGGCAGCACCGUAGCCGGGAUGCUCAAGAAAUUGAUUGAAAUGACCGCUGAAUAUGCCUGCACAAGGAAACAGUUCAACAAGAAACUCAGUGAAUUUGGAUUAAUUCAGGAAAAGUUUGCCCUGAUGGCUCAGAAGGCUUAUGUAAUGGAAAGUAUGGCCUACCUCACUGCGGGGCUGCUGGACCGGCCAGGGGUUCCCGACUGCUCUGUCGAGGCUGCCAUAGUGAAGGUGUUCAGCUCAGAGGCUGCCUGGCAGUGUGUGAGUGAGGCGCUGCAGGUCCUUGGUGGCUUGGGCUACAUGCGAGACUACCCUUAUGAGCGCCUGCUCCGCGACUCCCGCAUCCUUCUCAUCUUCGAGGGAACCAAUGAGAUUCUCCGGAUGUACAUCGCCCUGACAGGUCUGCAGCAUGCUGGCCGCAUCCUGACUGCAAGGAUCAAAGAGAUUAAACGCGGAAAUGUAAACAUGAUUGUGGAGACUAUUGGCCGGAGGCUUCGGGACUCCCUGAGCCGUACUGUGGACCUGGGACUGACCGGCAAGGAUGGUGUUGUGCACCCUAGUCUUGAGGACAGUGCCAACAAGCUAGAGGAGAAUGUGUAUUACUUUGGCCGGAUUGUUGAGACGUUGCUGCUCCGCUUUGGCAAGACCAUCGUGGAGGAGCAGAUGGUAUUGAAGCGGGUGGCCAACAUCCUCAUCAACCUGUACAGCAUGACGGCCGUCCUCUCACGGGCCAGCCGCUCAGUUCGCAUCGGACUGCGAAACCAUGACCACGAGGUUCUGUUGGCCAACAUCUUCUGCGUGGAAGCUUAUCACCAGAAUGUCUUUGCCCUGGCUCAGCUGGAUAAGUAUUCUCCAGAAAAUUUAGAUGAAAAGAUUAAGAAGGUGGCCCAGCAAGUCCUAGAGAAGCGAACCUACAUCUGUGCUCACCCUCUGGACAAGACGUCCUGAGGCAGGGGGCCAGUGCUCCCUGCUGCUGCCUGCCCCGGGCACAGUGAGGUGUCGCCUGGCUCUCCAGCCAGUUGCUGUUCAACUCUCACUGUGUUUCGUAAGGUUCCAGCCAUUUUUUCCAGGUUUACAAACAGAAGGGCUUUCUCCUUGCCUGAAAGAGCCUCCUUUAGGCUUUGCCCUGCAACUUUUUGUCCUUAGCAUUGCUGUCUACAUGAUUAUAGCUUCUGAAUAAAGAUGGAGAGAGAACACGGAUUGCCGGUUAUCUGGAAUUGGAUCUGAUCGUUAGGUGACAUCACAGUGGAAACUGGGACUCGUGUGGCUGUCUCCGUGGCAUGAAGCUGGUGGGGACCUGGUUCAGGCCUGAAGCCAUUUUUGCUCGAUCACAGCUUUUCCAAGAGAGCGUGAAAGCUGUCUAUGGGUUGUUCAUUUAAACUAGGAACAGAAGGCACUGGAAAGGUGUACCAGGAACCAUUUAAUAAAAAGAAUAUAAAAUGUCA
This is a messenger RNA of Loxodonta africana (African savanna elephant), 2393 nucleotides long. RefSeq names its product acyl-CoA dehydrogenase family member 9 (gene ACAD9). The coding region runs from base 16 to 1896 and encodes 626 amino acids. The record is from RefSeq and is a predicted model, not a curated record. The transcript has 18 exons. NCBI's taxonomy places the organism in Eukaryota, Metazoa, Chordata, Mammalia, Proboscidea, Elephantidae. Gene Ontology annotation, molecular function: flavin adenine dinucleotide binding; acyl-CoA dehydrogenase activity.